Molecule: messenger RNA, 1196 nt
Organism: Diabrotica virgifera virgifera (western corn rootworm)
Lineage: Eukaryota; Metazoa; Arthropoda; Insecta; Coleoptera; Chrysomelidae
Exons: 6
Coding region: 119-1087 (322 amino acids)
Cellular component (GO): cytoplasm
Source: RefSeq, a predicted model, not a curated record
CGUAAGCAUUUCAUUAUUCAUUGUAUAUUGUUUUGUUUAGCUAAUAUCUGGCAUUUAGUAAAACGCAUUGUUUUUUUAAAAUGUGUGUCAAGCUGUUCGGAAGCAUUAUUGAAAUAUAAUGCAAAAUAUUGAAGACACAAGUUUAGAAUACAUCGAAGAUCCUUAUUUUAAUCCACAAGUUUCCAGUGCGACUCCGAGUUUAGAUGAACCGGAUCUGGACGAAUAUGACUUACUGGAAAAUGAAUUAGACUUGUUUGAUUUGCGUCAGUUGGACUUUGAUGAAGUAGUUCAUAACAGUCUCUAUUCCUAUCCAGACGAAUCGGAGUCAGUUAAUGUGGAAGCAGAAUUUUUUAAUGUAAAGAGAGCUAAUUUGAUAAUAAGAACUUUUUUUAAAAACAAGUUAAAGAAACAAGUCCGGGUAACAUAUUGUGAUCUUACUAAACCAUAUCUAGCAAAGUUACCUAAAGAUAGUAAUUUUCGAAGAUAUUUAGAUAUUACUACUAACGAAGAAGCCAUGGCAGCAGCAGAAACCCCAAUUCCGGAUCUUUCCCACUUGUCUACAGAAGAAAGAGCUGAGCAGGAAAGAUUAUGGAAAGAGGAACUAGCGACAAUCGAAGAUGAAAUCUCGACGUUGCGGACAGUCCUUGCGUCUAAGAUGCGCAGAAGUGCUGAACUAAAACGGAAUUUAGGCAUCACUGUAUGGAAAGAAGUAACAGACGACAUUAAUCAAGGAAUUAAGAAUGUUAAAGAAAGUAAUGUAUACCAAACUGUAGAAACUAAAGUUGGUCAAGUAACUAAGGCUGUGACAGAUGCUCCUAUAUAUCAAAAAACUUCAUCACUUCUAGGAGGCAUCACGGGAAACAUUACUAAUAAAAUAGGACAAAUGCGGCACUCAGAAUCAUUCAAAUCUUUCGAGGAAAAGGUUGGAUCUGCAUAUGAAAAUGUUAAGGGGAAUGUAGUGACUUUUUAUGAGACCAAGGUAGCAUCCCGUUCUGGUUCUCAGCACAGCUUAGACGAAGCCGGCAGGUCGCGGUCAGGUUCCACAGUUACAAGUCCAACAAUUCCAGAAGAUAAACCAUUGGCGUAGGACACUAAAUUUCUACUUAACCAUCAAACGAUCACAUCAGUACGCCAGCCGAUAUGCCUUGAUAAAAAGCUUGUCCAAGAAAAAAUACACAUGCGUUUGAUUUAUUUAA